Molecule: messenger RNA, 376 nt
Organism: Zea mays
Lineage: Eukaryota; Viridiplantae; Streptophyta; Magnoliopsida; Poales; Poaceae
Product: lipid phosphate phosphatase delta
Exons: 3
Coding region: 107-346 (79 amino acids)
Cellular component (GO): endoplasmic reticulum membrane
Molecular function (GO): sphingosine-1-phosphate phosphatase activity
Source: RefSeq, a predicted model, not a curated record
GAAUGGAAUGGUUGUCUUGUAAAAAACUACGAUGUUUUAGUUUCGUAGGUUUAAUUGUCUUCGGUGUUUCUCAUGUGUUGAAUCAUUGCAGAAGUUGGAGCACAAGAUGCUGGACAAUUUCUUCUCUGUGCUGUCAUGUGUUAUCUCCGUGCCCUUCUACACGGGAUUCCUCCCUCUCCUGUUCUGGAGUGGACACGGCAGGCUGGCUAGGCAGAUGACCCUCCUCAUGGCUUUCUGUGACUACCUCGGCAACUCUGUCAAGGAUAUGGUGUCAGCCCCUCGGCCAUGCUCUCUGCCCAUUAGAAGAGUGACAGCUACAGAAGAUGAGAAGGAAAAUGCCAUGUAAUAUGGGCUACCGUCAUCGCAUGCUCUCAAC